Messenger RNA from Aureobasidium namibiae CBS 147.97, 396 nucleotides. RefSeq lists its product as uncharacterized. NCBI's taxonomy places the organism in Eukaryota, Fungi, Ascomycota, Dothideomycetes, Dothideales, Saccotheciaceae. Gene Ontology annotation, molecular function: hydrolase activity. The transcript has a single exon. The record is from RefSeq and is a predicted model, not a curated record. The coding region runs from base 1 to 396 and encodes 131 amino acids.
AUGAUCGUCGUCGGACUCAAUUAUCGCAAGGCACCGCUCCAUUGCUUCCCUACUUCCGUCUUGGACAUCGCUGCAGUCGCUCGUGCAGUCAUUGAUGACAAGACAUUGAACAUUAACAAAUCUCGCGUGGUUCUGGCUGGAUUCAGUGCUGGCGGCAAAUUAGCGUUGACCUCCUGUCAACUUCCUGAGCUCCAGGGCAAGAUUACUGCAGCGAUCUCGUACUUCCCUAUAGUCGACUGGAGCGCACCGCCACAUGCCAAGUGGGCCGAACGACUGUACACAGAGAAAGCAAGUGAGUCGUUAAGUACCGCUGGUCCGGCUCUGGACUGGGCAUACGUUCCCGCCGGUCAAGACCGCAAGGCAAAAUUGCUCAGCCCGUGUUACGCGGAGCCAUAG